CCGCCACCAGAAGAAGCACCUAAAUUAGUUGAGCAAGUGAAGAAAGAAGAGGCACCAGAGACGACUAAGGCAGAAGAGGCGGCGGGCCCCGAGACAAAGAAGGAAAUAUUAGAAGAACCAAAAGCGGAAACCACGACGACAGGGACAGGGGAACAACAGGGCGAGGUGAAAGCAUGUGUGGAUCACGCGGCGGCGGAGGGUAGUGGAGAAGCAGAUAACCAGAAUCAGAACCAGAUUAUGGAUAAUAAUAAGAUGAUGGGUUCGGGCAUGGAAGAUCACGAAAACAUGAAGAGGAUGAUGUAUCGAUAUUAUCAAUAUCAGCCACUUUACAUUAUCGAACGAAUUCCACCCCCUCAGCUAUUCAGCGAUGAGAAUCCCAAUGCUUGUUGCAUCCUAUAAAUUCCCGGUUCCACUCUCUAUUAUAAAUUUACAAAUCAAAUGUAUUGUAUUGUAUA
Molecule: messenger RNA, 455 nt
Organism: Momordica charantia (bitter melon)
Lineage: Eukaryota; Viridiplantae; Streptophyta; Magnoliopsida; Cucurbitales; Cucurbitaceae
Source: RefSeq, a predicted model, not a curated record